AUGACAACUGUAGCCUAUGAUUGGGUCCAGGUGGUGCAUCCCGACUCCAAAGACAUUUAUUUCGUUAAUCCCACCACUGGCAAAUGCUUGACAGACAAACCCGAACAAGGGAUAAUCAAACCCAAUGACCCCAAUGGCGAAUGGUGGGAGCUAUGGGAUGAUGCCAACGAUAUGCCAUAUUACUACCAUACUACUUCGGGACAAGCUCACUGGAAUCAGCCGGCUGACACACCAGUGAUUUCUCUUACCAAUACUGAUAUCAGACUUGAUCAAGUGGUCCCUGAGGCAGGUUCCUCAGUCUUGAAACGCAAUAGUCGUUCUCUUGAUCUUCCUUCAACUCGAUCCAUUCCACCCACUACCGCUUAUCAUCAUACUCGAUCCACAUCAGACGGCAACAACGCCAACACUACCACCAAUACGACUCCACCAUCACCUCCACCCCCGCCUCCGCCAAUGAUGACUACUACCACCACCACCACCACCACCACUACGACGACUACCAACACAUCUCCAUUAUGCAUCCAAGAAGAAUCACAUGAUUCAUUAUCAGCAGCAUUACCCAAUGGCUCUAUGGGAUUGUUUGGUUUCAGAUGGACUCGAAAACAAAGCGUGGUCUCAGAAAUGGGUGAUCUAGCAGCAGCUCGUCAACGCCGUUUGUCAAACUUUUCUGCUUUUCGAGGAAAGACUUCGUCAUCUUGGAAGAAUCUCGUGACACGCACUCAAUCAUCUCCGCGUAACUCAAUUGCUGUCAGCACACCCGUGAGCAAUCCAGAAGCAGCAGCUGCUAUGCACCCAACUAAAUGGAUGGAUCCUUUCAGUCUGCAGGCUCAGACCGAGGAGAAAAAACCGAUCCUUCCUUCCAAUUUGCAACAAGAGAUCACACAAUUUGCUAUUGAUGGAUUUGCUCAAAAGUAUUUCGCCAAACAUAAACGAGGGAUCAUUUUCAAACGACAAGUGCCCAUGGAGGAGAUGCUGCGUUGGACCAAGGAUUCACUCAAACAACCUCUGAUUAUGCUCAACAAGGAUUUGUACAAGGAUGCACUCAAAUGCUUCAAAUUGAUCCAAAUCAUUAUGGGCGAUCGACCACGACCACGACAAUCCACUGAGAUCGAGGAGUAUCAGACAUUGCUUGGAUGUGGUAUCAGCAAAGGACAAAUGCGUGAUGAGAUUUAUGUACAAGUAUGCAAGCAAUUAAACAACAACCCCAACGGACAAAGCAUUCGAAAAGGUUGGGAGAUUUUAUGUGUCAUCAGCGUCACCUUUCCACCAUCCAAGAAUCUUGAAUCAUACCUGAACAACUUUGUGGAUCAAAGCACUCAUGUUACCCAGAAUCAAGUGGAUGUGAUUAGCCAAUAUGUAUCUACCCGACUAAAGCGAAUUUGUGCGCGGGGCGCCAAAGGAAAGGUCUUGACGGCAGCAGAAAUUGAACGAGCCAAGGAAGCACCCUUUAAGCCUUCCAUCUUUGGAGAAGACCUCGAGUUGAUCAUCUCCUUACCUUCCCAUUGCGAUAACGGCCUCAAAAUACCCAAGAUAGUACCGUUCCUCGCUGAUGCAGUGCUGAAAAUGAAUGGUCUACAAUCGGAAGGCAUUUUUCGUGUUCCCGGUGACGCUGAAGAAGUAACGGAUUUGCGUGUUCGGAUUGAAAAUGGCAAUUAUGAUGCAAGUGGCAUUACCGAUCCCAAUGUACCAGCAUCUUUACUCAAAUACUGGCUUCGAGACCUUGAGAAACCAUUAAUACCCACUGAAUUGUAUGAUGAAUGCGUCAAGUUUGCCGAGAAUUCAGAUGAAGCCAUCGCCAUUGUCAACGCUUUACCCGAUCUGAAUCGUCGUAUUGUCAUGUACAUGAUCGCUUCUGUUCAGGAAUUCAACCGUGAGGAGGUGACACAAUAUACACGCAUGAAUGUCAACAAUCUUGCCAUGGUUUUCGCUCCCAACUUUUUACGAUGUCCAUCCGAUUCAUUGACAACCGUGUUCCAAAACUCAAAGUACGAGCAAGCCUUUGUCAGAACCUUGAUCAACGACAUGCAAACUGAAAAGGAGUCAUGUGCUUAUGGUGAUGAAGCUCCCUUGGCCAAAAAGAGGUGUUCCAAUGAUUAG
Messenger RNA from Lichtheimia ornata, 2097 nucleotides. RefSeq lists its product as uncharacterized. Gene Ontology annotation, cellular component: cytoplasm; cytoskeleton. The transcript has 11 exons. Lineage: Eukaryota; Fungi; Mucoromycota; Mucoromycetes; Mucorales; Lichtheimiaceae. Bases 1 to 2097 code for a protein of 698 amino acids. The record is from RefSeq and is a predicted model, not a curated record. Gene Ontology annotation, biological process: signal transduction. Gene Ontology annotation, molecular function: protein binding; GTPase activator activity.